Onychostruthus taczanowskii (white-rumped snowfinch) is the source of this 4304-nucleotide messenger RNA. RefSeq names its product follistatin like 1 (gene FSTL1). The transcript is spliced from 11 exons. Gene Ontology annotation, biological process: cell differentiation; multicellular organism development; regulation of BMP signaling pathway. Bases 181 to 1128 code for a protein of 315 amino acids. The record is from RefSeq and is a predicted model, not a curated record. Lineage: Eukaryota; Metazoa; Chordata; Aves; Passeriformes; Passeridae. Gene Ontology annotation, molecular function: calcium ion binding; protein binding.
GGCGGGGGCCGGGGAGGAGUCGGCCCCGGGGCGGGGGUCGGGCCGGGCCGGGGGUGGAGCCGCAGGCUGGCGGGUCGGGGCGAGGGGGAACCCUCCCCUUCCCUUCACGAGCGAGCCGGAGCCGGGGAAGGCGCCUCCGCAACUCCUCCUGCCCCGCCGGUGCCGCCUGCCGCCCGCAGCAUGAUCUGGAAAACUCUCCCGCUGCUCUGCGCCCUGCUGGCCGCCGCCCGCCUGCGAGCCGAGGAAGAGCCAAGGAGCAAAUCUAAGAUCUGUGCCAAUGUUUUCUGUGGAGCUGGGCGUGAGUGUGCAGUGACUGAGAAGGGAGAGCCAACCUGCCUCUGCAUUGAGAAAUGCAAACCUCACAAGAGGCCUGUGUGCGGGAGCAAUGGCAAGACGUACCUGAACCACUGUGAGCUGCACCGUGACGCCUGCCUCACCGGCUCCAAGAUCCAGGUGGAUUACGAUGGCCACUGCAAAGAGAAGAAGUCUGAGAAUCCAGCUGCAAGUCCAGUUGUCUGCUACCAGUCGGACAGGGACGAGCUUCGUCGCCGGGUCAUCCAGUGGCUGGAAGCUGAGAUUAUCCCAGAUGGGUGGUUCUCCAAGGGCAGUAACUACAGUGAAGUUCUGGACAAAUAUUUCAAGAGCUUUGAUGAUGGUGAUUCUCGCUUGGACUCCACUGAAUUCCUGAAGUUUGUGGAGCAGAAUGAGACUGCCAUCAACAUUACCACCUACAUGGACCAGGAGACCAACAAGUUGCUCAGGGGACUCUGCGUAGAUGCCCUCAUCGAGCUGUCAGAUGAAAAUGCUGACUGGAAGCUCAGCUUCAAUGAAUUUCUCAAGUGCCUCAGCCCAUCCUUCAACCCACCAGAGAAAAGGUGUGCCCUGGAAGAUGAGACCUAUGAGGAUGGAGCAGAGACCCAGGUGGAGUGCAACCGCUGCGUCUGUGCCUGUGGGAACUGGGUGUGCACCGCAAUGACGUGCGAGGGGAGGAAUGAGAAGGUGCCUGCUCAGAGACACCGACCUGAUCAAGAUUUGACUGAGGAGGAGAUGGCCAGAUACGUUCAGGAACUGCAGAAGCAUCAGGAGACGGCUGAGAAGACCAAGAGAAUGAGCACCAAGGAGAUGUAAGGGGCCUCCACAGCGGAGGAGCCCAGGAGGAUGGGCCCAACCUGCCACCCUGUCCUCCAGUGCUGAUCUCAGUAUGCACAAGUGUCUGCUACAGUUGCCCAGUCACAGAUAUUUACAUGUAUAGCGAUGGGUUAUUUGUUUUGUAAUACACAAAGAAUGGGGCCAGGAAAGGGGAGCAGAGCCCACCUGUUCAGGGAGCUUCAUUGCUGGGACCUUGGAAGGCUGGGAGGGACUUAGAGCAGCCUCUGGGGCCCUUCCCCAGAGCAGACAGCUGCUCCCUCCAAGAGCUAACAGGGAUUUCUUGUUCCUCUGGAUCUGGGGAAAGGAUGGAGGUCAAUGCUGGAUAGAAAAGGGAGUCUUCAGUCAAUACAAUUGUCAACACCACCCUUGGCUGCAGAAAUACAGGCCUGGCAGUUUUGUGGCCGAACACGUGUGCUGCAGGGCAUCACUAUCCACGGACCUUACCCUUUGGUUCAAGCUCCUCAAAGCUGGUCAGCCUGGUGUGACACCUGGGAGUCAUGGUGCCAUGCUGCUGGCAUGAGUCCAGCACAUUCCUCCUUGCUUUCCACCAGACUGUCCCCAGCAGCUCCUCCAGUACAUUGUGGGCUCCAACAAAACAUGGUUCCUUUUGACCUCAUCUCACUCUUACUCUCCCUGCCCCCUCCUUAGAGGUGCUAUCGUAUUUUUUUCUUAUCACAUUCACAUGCUGACUCCCCAAUUUUUUUUUUGUUUCGGGUUUUUUAUUAUUUUAUUUCCUAUGGUAGUGAUUCAGCUUUUGUAUGUUUUGUAGCUCUAGAUCUUUCAAGAAAACCCAGCGUGUGGGUUUUUGUUGUUGACAGUGCUGUAAUGUCCAUGCACAGUUUGUAUUGCACUGCGCUCAGCUGCCACAAACACCACGGGCGAAUUGUGAGCCUUGCACUACAGGGUAUUUCCCGGUUGGGGGAUAGCAGUGUCCCUCCUGGGAAGAAGAGACAGGGUUGGAUGUAAUUAGUUUCACCAGACACAGAUUGCCACUGCAGCUCUCUAGCUCUCACUCUCACAGCUAACAUUGACCAUGUGCUUAAAGUCUGCUCGUGCCUCUCUAAAUUGCUCAAAGCACUCUAGAGACAGAGGGACCAGGCAGUCCCAUUAGUACAGUAUCUUAAAAAGCUUAACUAUGUAGAAAACUGUUUAGUUGUGCUGUUGGCAUCAUCUUGGGCUUUUCAUCUUCCUCUGGGGUGAGGCAGCAGCACUAUUUGAUUCCAGGUAUGAGUUUGGAGUCAGGGCUGGAAGCCUCAUUACUGACACAUUUCUUAAUGUCAUUGAUCAGACCACCUUUGACCACUCUCACAUUCCUUCAUGGGUCAGUUUCAUCCCACACGUUUCUCAGAGCAUUGGUCCUAGAUGUAAAUGAAAUGCUCUUUUGUUGAUAGUCACCUCUGUAGCCUGAAGCCCAGCUGAUUUUCUUAUGCAGUUGUCAAAUGUACUUCAUGCACACCUGAACAUCCACGUUCCCUUCAUGCCUGUGCUGUGCUUCCCAAGCAGUUGCAUGUAUCCUGAUCGACUGCUUGUGACUUCCUUCUUUCUGUUUGUGAGCAACUUCAGCAGUUGUUGCUGUGUAUCUUGCAAUCCCUAUUGCUCACUCAAGCAAAAUUCCACGCGCAUCUGAAAAAGCAUGUCUGGUUUGAGUGAAGAUCAGCAGGACUUUAGUCCCAACCUUCCCCUUCUUACACAGGGCUUUCCUUGGAGAGGAGGAAUGAGCUGGUACCUAGAAGUAUAGGAAAAGAAGAAAGCUUGGUCCUUCCUGUGCUCUUUCCCAUGAGCCAGAUGUGUUAAAGGCUGUCUGUUCUUUGAGCUGUUUUCCUGAUGUGAAGCCAGAGGACUUCCAUUGACUUUGGCAUAGUGCCACUUUUCCAGUGACAGCUAUAAUGUACCCUGGCAUUGAGGUUUUGGCAUCAUAAAUACAGAAGGAGACUGGGGUUUUUUUUCUCGUGAGGACCUGUAUUUGAGCAGCUGUCACCUGUGAACGUGAGAGGAAUGAGUCCAUAUGAGCUGAGGGUAAUGUGGACAAAGUGCUACACUGGGACAGUCAUUGUUUGUGUUCUGGUGGCACUGGAAGAAGUGGUUGGUGAAAUAGGAGCACCCAUUAGACAUAGAGUUGCUCCUUCCCAAGAGUAUGAGUGAAAGGGCUUCAUGUGCUGGAUCUGGAGUCACAGGAACAUUGUUAAUAAAUGUUUUGCUUUAUUCCAGCCCUGUUCUAAAAGGUAGUUAGUGUCUCCCAGAUCACUUCCUUCCAGCUUGGGUUGUUAAAGUGCCUUACAGAAAACAACAGCUUGCCUUAAAGGCUUUCCCUGGACAGGGAUAACAUCUUGUUCAGUCAGGAAUAUCUCCCAACUGUGAAAACCAGAGCACGUGCAGGAAGGGAAGGCGAAUGCACCGCCUCAGGGCUUCUGUAGGCUGCACUGUGAUGUGUUCUCUGUCCCCUCCUGCCUGCUGUGGCUGUGCAGCCGUGUGGAUGGGGGUGGCUGCUGGGGCAGCCGGAGACGUGUGCUGGCAGCUGAGGUUUACAGAGCUUGCUCUUGCACUGAAGGCGGAGGGAUGGGCUGCGGUCUCCGGCAAGCGGAGCUCUCCGAGAAGCCAUACAACAGAUCCCAGGGUAGCCUAGGGCAGCAGGCUGGGAGUGCAGCAACAGUGCCUCUGGAAAGGGCUGCUGCCUGUGGAGCCUUUUCCUCCUUGUGCCCCCACAAAGGGACGUGGUGGAAAGCAGGACCCGUUCUAAGGGCAGCAGUUCUCAAAAAGGACCAAAACAUCUCGGCUCCCUGCACAGAGGGGAAGGGCAGCCCAGACUGAGCAAUGCUCAGGUUUCCGCAGGCUGGUCAGUCACUAACUCCUGCAGGGUGACCUGGCUGCUGGGGAAGGAAGUGCUGAAUUUCAGCCAUUGCCUUCUGGGAUGAUUGCUGUACAGACUACAAGGGGCAGGGAAGGUGUUUUGUUUUGUUUUUCCCAAAAAAACAAAUUUAAGCAACAAACAAAAAAGUCCCACUCCUCCCUCUAUAUUCCCUCCUGUACGUGUGUGAAAUUUAUCAGUAUUCUGUAGGUUUCCUUAGUGCACUUAUUUUACUUGAUUUUGUAAUUUUUUUGAAGCAGGGGGGUUUGAAUAUUACUGCCAAAUAAAUGAAACAAAAUUUUAAAAAUAA